Diaporthe amygdali is the source of this 831-nucleotide messenger RNA. RefSeq lists its product as uncharacterized. The coding region runs from base 1 to 831 and encodes 276 amino acids. The record is from RefSeq and is a predicted model, not a curated record. The transcript has a single exon. Lineage: Eukaryota; Fungi; Ascomycota; Sordariomycetes; Diaporthales; Diaporthaceae.
AUGGCCAUCCUCAAUCCCGUCUACGCGCUCAUAGUGCCCUUCCUUUUCGUGGUCACCAUGCCCCUGGCCAUCUUCGCCGGCAUAACCACCACCCUCGCAUUCACCGUCCUGAUGUUCCGCGUCGCAGUCGUCUAUGUCGACAUAGCAGUCAACAUGGUCCCGCAGUAUCUGACCGGACGACGGGUUUACCCCUUUCCCAGAGGCUACACGAACGCCCUCCUCGCACCCACAGAGGCCUCAUCAAACCUGCCACCCUCCCCCGUCGGAAGUGGCAGUAGCUCGCCUGUUACGAGCAGGCAGGUCGUGCGACAUCACCGCAGGCGGCGGACUAGCGGCGCCAGUCUGCACUCGGUGGGUUCCAUCACGCCCGUUGACGACCAUGGCAAUGGCUUCAACGCCGGCAGCAAGCGCAACUCCUUCAUGAUGGUUCCCUCCAUUGGCAUGGACCGCGACUUCGAGGGCGUCGGGGGCUGGCGGCUAGGAGGCAAGAACCCAGACGAGGACGACGACGCAUGGACGCACAUCAACUCGCGCCUGGAGCUGCCCCUCGAAUUCCAGAGGAAGCACCACCAGAGGUCGCCAUCUGGAGGCGGGUCGACGACUCCUGGCGGUACUGGCGGCGAGUACCUGAUGAUGAAGAGCCCGUCCGCGGCGAGGUCACAAGAACGGUCGCCCGAGAAGGGCGGCAAGAGGGGCAAGGAGAAAAAGGACAAGGACGGUGGCAUGUCGCCAAAUAGUUCGAGGAUCCGUACGCCGACAAAUACAAUGCCGCCCCCUUUGACGACGGUGGCUGAGGGCGACGGGUAUUUUCCGCGUGUACCAAAAGGCUGA